Xylaria bambusicola is the source of this 4517-nucleotide messenger RNA. RefSeq lists its product as uncharacterized. The record is from RefSeq and is a predicted model, not a curated record. Lineage: Eukaryota; Fungi; Ascomycota; Sordariomycetes; Xylariales; Xylariaceae. The transcript has 5 exons. Bases 515 to 4042 code for a protein of 1175 amino acids.
CAAAAAAAAACCUAGAUCAGCCGAAGUUCCCCAAUUCGUUGCUGUCCUGUCAUUGGCCCAUGUCAGCAUCAUGAGUACUUGAUCAAAAGGUCAACCCAAUUUAAACAUUUUUCUUCGCAUCGUCUGGUGUUUCUAGACACUCGCCCUAAUUCCCGAGAUCGUGGUUUUGGUUGUCCUCGCGCCCCCCCUCGGCAAAACCGCAUUUGAUGUCUUUAGUUAUAGAACAUUCAGACGCGAGAGUGAGAGUGAGCCCGGCGAGGUGGAGAGCCCCCAAACACGCAUCCAGUCCGCUCACGGGGCGCAAUCACCUGGAGUACCGGCCUAAUCAUUUUUCACCUCACAUACGGGUUGGCGAGAGGCUUCCAACUCCCAUUGUACCGGCUUUCUAGACCUGUCAGGGCGAGGAUUGGGGAGGGAGGUGGUCGAAAUACUGAACAGGCGAAAAAAGGACCAGAGAGUGAACAAGAGGAAACCCGCGAAAAGCUCUUAUAUGAAAUUAUAAGAUCCGAGGAGGAUGGCCACCGACCCUUUUGAGUCGCGACAGGAUCGUCGCGGCUCCAUAUUGGAUACCCGGGAGACUUCGGUGGCGGCACCGGGUUUUGACCCUUCACUGGACCCUACGAUCCGAAGACUUUUUGACCAGCAAGCUGAAAUUCAGGCGAAACUGGCUGCGCUGCUUCCGGCUAGACAACUUACCAACAGCCGGCUUGAACUGGCUAUGUUACAGCAUAAGCUACGUGCUCUCGAGACGUAUGUGCGUAGUCAAAACUUGUCUGGUAAUGUUCCUAUUCUAUGUGAGAUUGAGGAAGCUAGGUCACUACAGUACCGAUGCGAAUGCAUUGAGAGCUACCUGAUUGACGAAGGUCUUGAUCUUUAUGAUGCAAGGUUCCUUGAUGCCUUGGGGCUCACUGCUCACGGCGAGGCGCCUCUGGGGUAUACUUCAUGGUUGGAUCAAAACAUAUCGCAUUAUGACCCUGUCUUUCGAGGAUGGAGAACAAGAGGUUCUGUGCCGUUAAUAUCGAGGCGUCAGGUCUCGUUCAAAUGCUAUCAUGACGAGUGCAUUCAUCAAAUCUACGGAUUCUCAACAGCCGAGGAUCGAGAUGAGCAUGUGAAGCGGCAUGCGCACCCUGCAAAAAGAGAUUCGGGGCCAUCAAUCAGCACCGUAUUGCCGCUAUCGUUCUCAGAUUCAUCACAGCCCAGAGUCUUUGGUGCAGAUCAUCUCAAACAGGGCUCUCCUGCUCCUUUACCCCGUUUGUCAGUGCCGUCUGCGUUACCGGGCUUAGCCACAAUUGGCCAAUCAAGAGAUCGGCGAGGUUCAGUCCCGGGCUACCCUCCGACAAACGAAUUCCCUUCUCAACAUCGUAGCUCACUGCAAGUUGAACCAGAGGUUGAUCCUAUGCUCCCACCGCUUAAGCGAAGUAGAGUCGGUCAUUCUAGGUUGGAGUCGAUUGGAGAACUAAGACUUCCCCGCGACACCGGGCCUUGUCUUCGCUGCAAGGUCCAGGCUAAGCCAUGUGACUCGAGAGACGACUGCGCGUUCUGUUCUGAGGAGCCAACUUCUGUUGGCGAUGAGCUCUGGGCAGUUCUUGGAUGUCACCGUGGACCUCUGGCCAACUUGGCCGAUUAUAUGCUGCCGGAAGCUCUUUCCCCGAGGCAGACACACACACCAGUCACAUCGCCCAUGGCAAGGCGUCGAAACAUGAACGACUACCUCGAAAGGACGUACAUUGUUAAUCAAAAUAUGGUAGAAUUAGUCAAAAGCCAUCUUGAUUUUAAUGAUGGAUUCUGGUGGACUGAGGACCUGGCAACUCUACCCAUGCCCAACCCUACUUUGGCGACCUAUUCAAAAGAACCCAAAGAUUAUCCACCACCUGUGCUGAAAGUGCUUGCCGCAAGCUGGAACACAGAAGGCGUCCCCUUUCAGUUUUGGGAGCUUUUCAGGCUGACAGGCUUUAUGUCGGAUAGUAGGGAGUCCGAAGCUGUACACUACCCAGUCCUAUACCGGGCUAAACUUCUCUUACGAGAGAUACUUUUUUACGACUUACAGCAGCCGGAGCCAUCGAUACGAACGGAAGUUAAUGUUUCUAACGCCCAACUUCUCCCUGACGAUAUGGAUUACGAUAGUCGUAACCGACUGAUUUAUAAUUGCAUGGCUCAAUUCUUACAGUCUUUCGAAGGUGUGACCAUGCGAAGGGUCGUAUCUGAACCUAAAAGCUGGCUUGCUAUUUUCAUUUCGCUUUGCAUAUUUAGCAUUGUGAGGACGAUCCUAGCCGAUCUCAUCUCGACCCCAUCGCGAAAUAUUUCAGCUCAGGCUCAAAACGGAUUGCCCAUCUCUGGGGGAGCUACGGCAAUGCACAGCGUGUAUAAGGCACUGGUUCACGUGUUUGCAUGGUCCACCCCGAUGAUACUGGACAGCCCGGUUUUAGAAAUGGAUUCAAACGAUCGAGCUCUAUUUGUCACAACGCUAGCGGCCAUUCGAAAAGAAGAUUGGAUCCCCUGGGGCAUUCGCUCGACUAAAGACUUCUUGCUAGGACUAGGAAGCGGAUAUUUGGUUGACAACGUCGGGUUCAACGGGUUCUUCCGCCAGCGGACGCCCAUUUACCGACAUGUUUCGUACACCCAGCCGGCAGUCGUUGGUGAGGCUGGGGAACCCCGCAGGUCCAUCUCCGAAUGGCGACCAAUAGACCCUUGGGCGAAUAGAGGUGACCAGGAUAUGCUACCCUCUGCCUUCGGAAUGCAGCAGGAAAGGAGGCACACCGUGGCGGAAAGCCCCGCCUUUACGCGUGCAAUCGCACGGGGCCUCAGCUCGCCCACAAAGCUAAGGACCUCGUACCAACGCCCACCUCUUCGUAGAGUGUUCUGCUCAAAAUGCAACGAAUACCCCGAAGGCUUCCGCGGUGAACACGAACUUCGGAGGCAUACCGAUGCCAAGCAUGCCGCUUUAGUAAAGCGAUGGGUUUGCACUGAGCCACCUAACCCAAGCCCAAACGCACCGCAGCCACUGAUUCCUCUAUCUAAAUGCAAAGCAUGUGUCACACAAAAGAAAUACGGUGCUUAUUACAAUGCUGCAGCUCACCUGCGACGCGCGCAUUUCCACCCCCACAGGAGCGGCAAGGCGAGUGGCGAUUGGCCCCCGAUGUCCAUUCUCAAAGACUGGAUGCGGGAAGUUCGGCAAUCGAUCGACAUCAACGAGAACGACAGUUCGAGUGGGGAAGACGAAAACGAAGUCCGAAUGAUAGAGGAGUACACGCUGCCUCGACAGCCAUCAUUCCUAGAAGCCCCGAGGCUUGCUCCUGCGCCCCCUCAGGGACCCAUACUAGCACCAUCUAUGCCACCCUCGUUAGAAAGCACCGUUCAUAGCAGCCCCAGUAUAUCGAAGGCCGAGGAUAAUCGAAAUCGCUGCCCACACCCGGACUGUGGUCGAGUCUUCAAGGAUCUAACAGCGCAUAUGCUAACACAUCAAGAAGAGCGACCAGAAAAGUGUCCGAUCGAGACGUGCGAGUACCAUACUAAAGGAUUUGCCCGUAAGUAUGACAAGAACAGGCAUGCUCUUACCCAUUAUAAAGGGACAAUGGUCUGUCCAUUCUGUCCAGGUCCAGGAACAGCGUACGAGAAGGCAUUCAAUCGCGCCGACGUCUUCAAGCGGCAUCUAACUGCAGUACAUAAUGUUGAGCAGACACCGCCUAACAGCCGGAAGAUGAUUAUCAGUGGGGGUAGCUCUCGCAACGGCGGAGAUGCUAAGUGCUCGAUCUGCCAAACACGAUUCUCGACAGCCCAGGAAUUCUAUGAGCAUUUGGAUGACUGCGUUCUCAAUGUCAUUGUUCCGACGACACCCAAGGCCUCGAGGGACCAGACAUCCACGCCGCAGAAGGGUGACCAGAAAAACACUCAGGCCAAUAUGAGCGAAGGUGAUGAAAAGCCCGACCUGCUUAGUGGUCGCGAGAUGAGGAGAAGCACCGAGGCGAGCUCAACGGCUGGGUCGGCCGAGCAUCCGAGGGAAACCACAGAGAAAAUGGACUUGGACUCGGACAGGGGCGACUGAAACAACUACUUCUGCGCAAAUGGAUUUAAAACGUGAUUUCAAAGCGAACUCGAUUAUUGCAUGUUCUAUGCCAACACAUGCUUACCUAGGCACAUACAAACCUGGCGCUUCUUCAUUGCUUGCUUGCUUGUUCGGUAGACGGCGAGGUGCUCGGUGUAGCACAAGAGCGAGAGGGACAAAAAGAAAAGAAGGCGUUUGUGCGUUUUAUGCGUUGAGAAAAGAUGCAUGUUUAUUUGAAACAAGGGGGGUUAAAUGAGUGUCUGGUUGGAAGUUGGGACGCGAUGCGACGAGAUGAGAUGAGAUGAGACGAGACGAAUUAAACGAGCGAGCGAGCGAAUAAGCAGGCUAUCCUAACCACCACAUCUACCUACCCCUAUCUACCUGCGUAUAACGCUGGGAACAACUCGACCUUAGCUAUUACUUACUUUACUCAUCAUAUCACCACGAUGUAUUUGCACGACACAAUGCAACGCAA